This is a messenger RNA of Habropoda laboriosa, 5590 nucleotides long. RefSeq names its product rho guanine nucleotide exchange factor 11 (gene RhoGEF2). Gene Ontology annotation, cellular component: cytoplasm. Bases 431 to 5467 code for a protein of 1678 amino acids. The record is from RefSeq and is a predicted model, not a curated record. The transcript has 27 exons. Gene Ontology annotation, biological process: G protein-coupled receptor signaling pathway. NCBI's taxonomy places the organism in Eukaryota, Metazoa, Arthropoda, Insecta, Hymenoptera, Apidae. Gene Ontology annotation, molecular function: guanyl-nucleotide exchange factor activity; G protein-coupled receptor binding.
ACUUGUUAGUGGUGUAUUUUCGUUUUAUCGAAUGUGCAUUUUAUAAAAAAAUCAGUGCCUUCGUAUCCACGUAUGGUGCAUGCAUGUUUGCAUAACUAGUACAGAAGAGGUCUUCCUUUUUUUACCAAAUAGUUUCCUUAUCAUGUAUUAUCAGGAGACAUCAAAAUGUGCCGUGAAAGUGCUAGAGACAGAAUAAUUACCCGUCACCAGCCAUAUUCAUAUGUGUUCUUUUGUUAUGACAAUUGUGAUAUAAUUCUCGUGGAAUAUAGUGCCAAGGUGAAGUGAUAUCUCGCUUUGUUGCGCUUCUACACCGUCAUUGGUGUUUCGUACAAGAUUCGUUCCACUACGAAAUAGAUUAAAUGAAAGGUCAUACAGUCGUGUUGCAGCCGGGACAGAGGUGAGGGGAGGCCAGGCGGAGAUCGAAGAAGGGAUGAAUGGAACGGCGGCGUUGCGUCGCUGCGCCGGGGGUGGCGGGUCCGCCGCCGGGGAUGGAACCAUAGAAUCAGUACGCGUCGACAUCCAUGUCGUCAAGGACAACGCCGGAUACGGGAUGAAAGUCUCCGGCGAUAACCCCGUCUAUGUUCAGUCUGUGAAGGAAGGCGGUGCAGCCGAGAAAGCUGGCCUUCACGCAGGCGACAAAAUCAUCAGGGUUAACGGUGUGGAUGUAAGGCAGUCCACGCAUACGGAUGUUGUACAGCUCAUAAAGUCUUCGACGCAUGUGGCACUGACUGUGCAGAAGAAGCCAGUUGCGACGAGCAGCGCGGCGACGACGUCCACGGGGCUACAGGUUGGUCUGGCGGGUGGGCAGUAUCAGCGACCAGUCAGUCUAUCAGCCGGUACUACCAUGGUAUCACCCUCACAGCCGGCAACCUCUCUGCACAGGGCGUCGACUGCUCCAGCAGCCGGCGCACCGUGUAAUGCACGUAUCACGGGGCCUCAACCUGUUGAUCACGAGAAAAAGCGACAACUGGAAACUCAGCGCGUUCAUACAUUCCAGCUUAUGUUGGAGAAGGAACAAAGUUACGUUGAUAAGCUUCGUAGCGAACUUGCUAAAGCCAGUACUGGUAGUGGUAAUGUUAACGUUGUAGCACUACAAGCAGAAUUGGCGGGCGCAGAAAGGAGAGUGCGCACCCUGCACGAACAGCUAGCUGCAAUUACUACCAAUGAACAGCUUUGCUCGUUGGUAACAAACACCUCGUGUUCCCCGGGUUAUUAUUCACCCUUGAGUAGUGGUGAUGUACCACCGCCUCUACCAUCUCGUAAAUCCUUGUCCAUGCAAAGCCUGUCUCCACCACCAUUGCCUCCCAGACCUCCGCCUACUACAAAUACGCACAACGUAGCCCAGUUGGAGCUGGAGCGUCAUCUGUUGACUCAUUUAACGCCCUCAACCACCAGUCAUGGCAUACCUAACUCUCUUUCACAGGGUGCAAAUUUGGGUUCCUCAAAUUCACUCAAUAAGCAUCAACGAACAAAAUCCAGUCCAGAACAACUAGGAACAACAACUAUUUCUCCAUCAGAUGCUAGUAGACGUUUAAUAGCAUCAGAAUCAAUGAAUGAUCUUUCUCCUCCAAGGCAUGUUAGGCAUAGCGACAUUGAUAUAGAUGAAUUAACUCAUAUCACCCCUCCAGGAACUCCACCUCCACCAUAUCCAGUUGCUAGUCCAGGAAAUGAUACCUCUAGCUCUACUAUAAAUGAUAUGAUAUUAAAUGAAAGCAUUCCUGGAUUGCUAACAUUACAGCAGCCAAUCAUGUCAAUGGAAGAUGAUGAUAUGAGUGAUCAAGAAGUUGGGCAGUUAGAAGAUCACGGCCCAUUUAAAUCUUUGUCUCGAUUAUGGGGACAUCAUGCACAUCUUGCUGUAUUUAUUAAUUACGUUUUAUCAAACAGUGAUCCCUCCAGUCUGUUGUUCUAUUUAGUAACGGAUCUGUACAAAGAAGGCAAUGCAAAAGAGAUGAGAAAGUGGGCAUAUGAAAUUCAUUCUAGUUUUUUAGUACCUGGUGCACCUCUUCGUCUGCAUAAUGUAGACGAAAACGUAGCACAUGAAAUAGACGAUGUUCUUUUGAAAGAAUCUGACAAAGAAGAGAUUCUACGAAAAAUUUUCUGGAAAGCUCGUACACGAGCAAAGGAAGAACUGAACGAGCAACUUGCAGACUUUCAACAAAAGAGAACUGCUGGAUUAGGUACGUUAUUCGGUCCAAGCGACGCUCAAUUGGAUGAAAGUGCAUCUGACAAGGCGCGAGAAACAAAAAUCAUAGAAACAUACCUCUUACCUAAGAUGGAGCCUUAUUUAGAAGAUAUAGAAAAAGAACAGGUAGAUUUGCGACAAUUUACAACAGCAGCUGGUUUGGCAACGAUAUUAACAAAAAUUUUCCAAGUCCGACCAGUAUCACUUGACCGAGUACCUACUUUUGUCGCAAAAGAUAAGUCAAAUCUUAAAGCGCGUUUGCUUACGGGAAAGACAAGAAAAAUGACAAUCAGGGGUCAUCAUUUUGUAGCUCAUCAGUACUUUACUAUUACUUAUUGUAAUCAUUGUCAACUUAUCAUUGGCGGAAUUGGACCUCAAGGAUAUUUAUGUAGUGAUUGUUCUCUGAGUGUCCAUCGUCAGUGUGUUCGUGUAGUAGAAGAAAAUUGCCCCGGCCCAUUGGUUCGAAAGGAAAGAGGAAAUGAUCGUAUAAGCAAAUUGAUGGAACGUAUCAGGCCCGAAAGGAAACCUCCAUCAUCACAUCAUCACCAUCACUCUCAAAAUCAUAUGCUUCAUAUUGACAAAAUUAAAAGGAGUGAAGAAGAUACUGGUGCACUGACUGAUGGAGAAAAUGGAGAACAUCGCGGGGGCGGCCAAGCCGGAAACGCGCGGAGUAGUAGCGAAAGAGGACGCAUUUCCGCUUACAGCGGAGUCUCCGAUCACGCCGAUAGUAUGGACAAUCCUUCCUCGCGGGAAGAUAUUUCAGAAAUGGUGCAGCAAAAUAUUUCCAGUAAGCCAAAGACGUCAAACAUAAACAGGUCUGAAAGUUACAAGGAGCGGAUACAUCAUAAGCGACAGCUACGAGAAAAGAGGAAGACCAGCGAUCCGAAUCUCUCCAAAACAAAGGCUGGUUUCAGUGACUGCGAACCUGCCGGGACGUUUCCCGGAAACUCAGCGGGCAGUUCGUCGAAUAGCAGCUUGUCGACGAGAAGUCUGGAUAGUCCGAGUACCAGCCUGGAGCAAGUGCACCCAGCCACCUCGGCGACCAACACAUCGACCUCGUGGGACAGCGAUGUUGAUGUUGAACCGGAUCCACCUGACUGGAGUCAGGGUGUCGCCGAGGAUGUCCUCUCCCGCCUCAGCAAUGCGGAGAAAAAGCGACAAGAAGUCAUCAAUGAACUCUUUCACACAGAGCGAUCUCACGUGCGAGCGCUGAGAGUGCUGUCGCACGUUUUCCACAAGCCGCUCCUCGAAUCUCAAGUACUUCCGUUAGACCAAAUACAGUUACUGUUUUCUAAUUUAGAUGAAAUGGUAACGAUUCAUUCGCGGUUCAAUCAAACGAUGAAACGCAAGAAGAAGGAGACCCCGUGCGUGGGCGAUGUUGGCGACCUGCUAUUGGAAAUGUUCGACGGUGAGAACGGGGAAACCUUCGAGAGGGCUGCAUCCACCUACUGUGCGAAACAGCAAGUGGCCCUUGACGCUCUUAGAGAUCGUCGUCGCAAGGAUCCGAAAUUGAAUUCCUUCCUGAACGAGAUCGAGGCGAAUCCCCUUUGUCGAAGGCUACAGCUCAAAGAUCAUAUCCUAACGGGGAUGCUUAGACUGACCAAAUAUCCUCUGUUAUUCGAGAACCUGGCGAAAUACACGCCGGAGAGUAACGAGAAAGAGCGUACCGCGGUUUUAAGAAGUCUCGAUCGUAGCAAGGAAAUUCUUAGCUGCGUUAAUCAAGCGGUACGCGAGGCUGAAGAUUAUCAGAGGCUGGCAGAGAUCCAGCGUACGAUCGACAGAUCAGCGUUUGAAAAGUUCGAUCAUCCGACCGUUCAAGAGUUCAAGAAUUUGGACAUCACUAAACGUAAAUUGAUCUACGAAGGUCCGUUGCAGUGGCGUAGAACUGAGCAGAAUCGGGCUAAGCCCGUUGAUUUGCAUGUAGUACUGCUCGACGACACGAUACUGCUGUUGCAUCGACAAGACGAAAAGUACCUGCUAAAGUUCAUCAACAUGAACCAAGCGAACUCCGUGUUGAGUCCUAUUGUGAAAGUGUCCACCGUCCUCGUUAGGCAUAAUGCCGUGGACAAAAAUUCCCUCUACCUGGUCAACACUUCACAGAACGGAGCGCAGAUCUAUGAUUUAGUGGCAGCCUCGCCCGCGGAACGAAAACUAUGGUGUAAGCAUAUCUCCGAGGCAGCUGAAGCAUACAAGGCUCGUGAUAAGCAAGGUAGACGACCUACUCCACCCACUACACUGCCAGAAGAACCUGGACCCAUGAUCGAGGAUCCUUCUUCGACGGAACAUGACAAUAUUCCUGAUAAGACGGAUCAGGAACAGGAGCAAGAAUCUGAACCGAAGGAACCUGUCCAAGAUACUAGCGUGGAACAAGAGGGAGAGACGCCUAAUACCCCUGGACCUGAUAUCACAAGAACUGAACAAGUGAUACUGCAACAACAGCAACCGAACACGUCUGAACCUCCUACAACAGUAGGUACAGGAGAACCACUACGAUUGGUUACUUGUACACAAGCAUCGUUAAUUGAUCCGCUCGAAGUUCACGUUGAAGUACCACCAGUACACGUUGCGGAACCGGUGCUUACACCUAUAGAAUGUCUCAGGAGAAAAGACGAAAUAAUUAAACAAGCAUUGAUCGAAAAACAAUUAUUGGUAGCAGAUAUCUUAAAUAUUCCAAAAGAAGACUUCGAACAUGUGGCAGAUAUGGCGUCUGAGCCAUCAAGCAUGGAAAAAGAACCUGCUGAGCUUAUACUGGCUGCUAUUAGUCAAGCGAAUCAAUUGGUAGGAAUGUUAAAUUCUGCGUUAAACGUAAGCGAAACAGAAACUGUUCUUGCAUCACGUGGAGCAUCUGCAUUAACAACACCAUCAAGCUGUGAGGCAACUGGUUGUCCAUCGCCACGAAUGCAUCUUCAUCCUCAACAACCAGCAAUAUCAAUUGCGAGCUUACAACCAGUAUGUCACUCUUUGACGUCUCAAUUGUCGCAACUACUGGAAAUUAUAAAAGAAAGGGAAGAGGAACGAGAAACGUUGAGAAAAGAAUUGCGCAGAAGUAGAGAACGUCUUCAUGCUCUUGAUGCAGAUAUACAACGUCGCGAAUUUUCUGAAACAUGCACCACAUCGAUCCAAACACAAACAGAACCCGGUGAAAUUUUAAACAAGGAUAGCAGUAUCGACGAUCCCAUUCGUGAUGAGUUUGUGGAUGCACGAGGUGAAUCCGAAACGAACGAAGAAUUGGAACAUACAGAACAUGAGACAGAAACAGAUGUAAUGGGAGAUAGUGUCGGUUGAAACGAGCGGAACAUUGUACUAAAUAAUGUCGACCAGGUGCAUUUCACGAGCAAGAUUGUUUCCAAAUGCUCAUACUGGAAGAAAUCAAAAUUAUGUAAAAAAUGACAAAUGGCGAGUAACUGU